GAAUAGUAGGAGGUACUGGAGCAGUGUAUUGUGCCUGGAAAUUCUACAUCUGGAAUUCCUCAGAAAGAAUGGCUCAUCUGCCCACAAGUGUCCCUGCUAACUUCAGCCCUGCGGUUAUGUCUGGAGAACAAAACAACACAAAUAACACGACGUGUCCUACAGCAGAAUUGAAGGAAUGGCACUUCACUGUGCUGCAAGUGUAUAUCCUGCUCAUCACUGUGCUGGGAAUCGUGUUAAAUGUGUUUGUACUGAUGGUUUUCUGCCUUCAUAAGAAGGCCUGCACCAUAGCUGAGAUCUACCUGAGCAACAUGGCCGCUGCUGACCUCCUCCUAACGUUUUUUUUGCCCUUCUGGGCUGAGUACGUAGCCAAAAAAUUUAAUUGGACCUUUGGUAAUCCCCUGUGCCGACUGGUCACCCUCUCCAUCAACAUGAACGCCUACUGCAGCAUCUACUUCCUCGUUCUGAUUAGCAUAGAUCGCUAUGUGGCAGUGGUGCACCCGCUGUCCUUUGAGGGAAUGCGUAGGCCAAAAUAUGCCAAACUGGGCUGUCUGCUGGUAUGGUGUUUUGGAUUGUUCCUGAGUGUCCCCAUGCUUGUCUACAGGAAAGUGACAUAUUCCACUUACUCAAACUCUACUGUAUGCCAUUUGAAUUACGGAAUCACUGAAAACUGUCUGUUUACUGUGAUGCUGACGACGUUCGGCUUCAUCAUCCCCAUUUCCAUUAUUUCCUUCUGCACAUUCAGGAUUAUUCGAGCAUUGAAUAACAGGUUAAUUGUUGGGUUAAACGCCAAGAGGAUGGAGCAGAAGGCCACCACUCUGGUGCUGGCGGUCCUCCUGGCGUUUAUGAUCUGCUGGGUACCAUUCCACCUGGUUAAGAUAGUCGCAUUGCUUGUACAUGCUGAAGUCCUGACAGACUGUACCAUCGCCACUAUCGUAUAUACCUGCGCAAAUAUCUUCAUGUAUUUUGCCUUCUUCAACAGUGUUCUUAACCCCAUCCUCUACGUUAUUGUAGGAAAGAACUUCCGCAAAAAAGUUAGGGAACUCUUCAAGCAGUGGAGCAUUAACAGAACGACCUUCAGCACCACCUCCACACGCUCAACAAUGUCGAGAAGUGUUAAAACUGAGGUAGUCUUAAGCUGAUUUGCAGGAUUUCUUUUUGAGAAGCUAGGGUGUUUCUUUUCUUUUACAAUUUCACAUAAUUAAACUCUGAGCUGUUUGAUUGUUUGCUCUCAACACACUGUGAUGUACAAGUGUUCGAUGACAACACGUGACUCAAUUUAUGCCCUAUAACUGUUGUUUCUUUAGAAAUGCUUUCAGACCUAAUACAAUAAUAACACUGCUACAUAAUUAAACAGCACUACAAUAUUUUUUUAAUUGCAGAAGUAAUGGGCACACAUCAUGAUAAUGGAGUAAUGUACAACAAAGCAGGAAACAGACUUUGUCUCUGUGUAACAGCAAUGGUUUAAAGUCUUAAUAGCAAUUUAUUUCCUUUCUCGUCUAUGUGCAUGUCUCAAGAUGUGUGUGAAUCUGUUUCUCUGUACUGUAUGGUGUUGCUGUAACUGUCUUGUAAUAUUUUAAUGUCAAACAUCCAAAAACAAACCCUGCCAUCAUUUAUAACCAUGUAUUUCCCCGUCUGUUUCUGAUGCUGGGACUAAUGUAUCCUUUCUUUGACUCCAGAAAGCUAACAUAAGAGAAUGGCCACCUACACACUGUGCAUACAUUUGCAUGCAUGUAGUUUGUUGCUUUGUAUGGUUUCUUUACUAUUAAAAGUCACCGUAGUGUAAAGAGUAGUGACUUAUUCAGUCGUGUUGGUGUUUUACAGCUUGAACAAACAUCACUGUUAAUGGAACAAACUCUGUGCUACAAUUGUGAAACUAUUUGCAUCAUCAAGGUAAUGUUACACCUGGAGUGGCAAAUACGCAUGCGCAUACGAUAAAGACACAAAGUCUUAAUCUUAUGCUGACCUAUGAAUAAACUUUCACCACAGUAAAAAGACAUGCUUUCAUUUGUUUUCCUCUUCAAUGUGACACAAAUAAUCAAGUAUGAUAUCGGAAUAUUACAUAUGUUCUUAUUUUUGUAGAUGUUUUUUCUUG
Anarrhichthys ocellatus (wolf-eel) is the source of this 2092-nucleotide messenger RNA. RefSeq names its product B2 bradykinin receptor-like. The transcript has 2 exons. Gene Ontology annotation, cellular component: external side of plasma membrane; membrane. Gene Ontology annotation, biological process: G protein-coupled receptor signaling pathway; cell chemotaxis; immune response. Gene Ontology annotation, molecular function: C-C chemokine binding; bradykinin receptor activity; C-C chemokine receptor activity. Lineage: Eukaryota; Metazoa; Chordata; Actinopteri; Perciformes; Anarhichadidae. The record is from RefSeq and is a predicted model, not a curated record. The coding region runs from base 69 to 1139 and encodes 356 amino acids.